Cryphonectria parasitica EP155 is the source of this 3786-nucleotide messenger RNA. RefSeq names its product Adaptor protein complex AP-2 alpha subunit. The transcript has 7 exons. Bases 454 to 3423 code for a protein of 989 amino acids. Gene Ontology annotation, molecular function: clathrin-cargo adaptor activity. Gene Ontology annotation, cellular component: AP-2 adaptor complex; membrane coat. Gene Ontology annotation, biological process: intracellular protein transport; clathrin-dependent endocytosis. The record is from RefSeq and is a predicted model, not a curated record. Lineage: Eukaryota; Fungi; Ascomycota; Sordariomycetes; Diaporthales; Cryphonectriaceae.
CCUUUUGUCAGGUCGACAACACACUGCACCGCCGCGAGCUUCGAACCGAACCCUUCGCCCCUCCUCCCAAGGUCGCAGAAAGUCGCGUCGUAUUCCCGACCCUUACCUGCCCACCUGCUCCUCCUUAUCUUUCCAGGGUCUUUCUCCGACAGACGGUGACCAACGACCAUGCCGGCGCCAUCCACCUGAAACCUACCGUCCACCAUCAACGAGCAGUGAUUCCUUUACGACUUUAUUUUCUUUCUUGCUCCCAACCGACCGAACCGACAACUGUUGCUGCUGCGGCGAUGUCUCAUGGGUGAUCCCGCUCUCGCAUUGUAUACGGAGCAGCUCGACCGUCUAGCCUCGUCACCACCUGCUGCUGCAUAAACCUGCUCCCGCCGAUUCGAUCUAUUUCCUUGUGCGACGUCGUCGUCUUCUGUCGCCGGACUCCCCGGGCCCCGGACCUACAUCAUGUCGUCCACAGCUGCCGGCUUCCUCGGCCGGUCGAGUUCUAACAACUCGAACAUGCGCGGUCUCGUUCAGUUCAUUGCAGACUUGAGAAACGCAAGAGCACGAGAGCUAGAGGAGAAGCGCAUCAACAAAGAGCUCGCAAAUAUUAGACAAAAAUUCAAAGAUGGCAAUCUCAGUGGUUACCACAAGAAGAAAUAUGUCUGCAAGCUCCUCUACAUAUACAUCCUCGGCUGGAACGUCGACUUUGGCCACCUCGAGGCUGUCAACCUCGUCUCUGCGAACAAAUACUCCGAGAAGCAGAUCGGAUACCUCGCCAUGACCCUCUUCCUGCACGAGAAGCACGAACUGUUGCCUCUGGUUGUCAACAGUAUAAGAAAGGAUCUUCUUGACGUCAACGAGUUGUUCAACUGCCUCGCCCUGCAUGCGAUUGCCAACGUUGGUGGAAGGGAAAUCGGAGAGGCCUUGAGCGGCGACGUACAUAGGCUAUUGAUAUCACCGACAUCAAAGUCAUUCGUCAAGAAAAAGGCCGCCCUUACCCUCCUCCGACUAUAUAGAAAACACCCCGACAUAAUCGAACCGCAAUGGGCCGAGCGCAUCAUCUCGAUCAUGGACGACCUGGACCUGGGCGUUGCACUUUCGGUGACCUCGCUUGUGAUGGCCCUGGCGCAGGAUAACCUGGAACAGUACAAGGGUGCCUAUGCGAAGGCUGCAGCAAGGUUGAAGAGGAUACUCAUCGACGGCGACUACGCACCGGACUACCUAUACUACAAGGUCCCGUGUCCCUGGAUUCAGGUCAAGCUGCUGAGGCUACUGCAGUACUUCCCGCCGUCAGGUUCACUGAUGACCACCACAGACGAUAGCCACGUGCGCAAUAUGAUCCGCUUGUCCCUGCAAAAGAUUCUCGAUCUGGCCAUGGAGACGAACAAGAACGUGCAGCAGAACAAUGCUCUCAACGCGGUACUGUUUGAGGCUAUCAACCUCAUCAUCCACCUCGAUACAGAGCAUUCUUUGAUGCAACAGAUUUCUCAGAGGCUCGGCAAGUUCAUUCAGUCUAGGGAGACCAAUGUUCGAUACCUAGGUCUCGAGGCCAUGACCCACCUCGCAGCUCGCGCCGACACGCUGGACCCCAUCAAGCAGCAUCAGGAGGUCAUCAUCGGCUCGUUGAAAGACCGGGACAUCAGCGUCCGGCGGAAGGGCCUCGAUGUGCUAUACAGCAUGUGCGAUGCAACAAACGCCCAGCCGAUCGUCGGAGAGCUGCUCCGCUACCUCCAGAAUGCCGACUUUGCGAUCCGGGAGGAGAUGGUUCUCAAGAUCGCCAUUCUGACCGAAAAAUAUGCUACUGACGUGCAGUGGUAUGUAGACAUCUCUCUGCGGCUGAUUGCGAUGGCGGGUGACCACGUGAGCGACGAGGUCUGGCAGCGGGUCAUCCAGAUUGUCACGAACAACGAGGAGUUGCAAGUGUACGCAGCCAAGAACUCGCUGCAAUACGUCAAACAGGACCACUGCCACGAGACGCUCGUCAAGAUCGGAGCGUAUAUUCUCGGAGAAUUCGGACAUCUCAUUGCUGAAGACCAGGGCUGCAGUCCGAUCGAGCAGUUCAUGGGGCUGCACAGCAAACUGCCGGCUUGCUCGUCCAGCACACGUGCCAUGAUCCUCUCCUGCUUUGUCAAAUAUGUCAACUUGUUCCCUGAGAUCAAGCCUCAGCUCCUCCACGUGUUCGACAUAUACAGCCAUACUCUCGACUCGGAGCUCCAACAGCGAGCCUAUGAGUACCUGACCCUGGCCACACUCCCAACGGACGAUCUCCUGCGAACGGUCUGCGACGAGAUGCCACCCUUCCCCGAACGGCAGUCGGCGCUUCUGUCCCGCCUACACCAAAAACAUGCGAAUACUAGUGACAGACGCACUUGGGUGGUUGGCGGGAAGUCAGCAAAUACCGAUACCCACGAGCUCAAUAUGGCCAAGAAUCCCGGGCUCAAAAGGACAUUCAGCUCGCAGGCGACCAACGGCAACGGACAUGUCAACGGCACGAACGGUCAUCAGUCAGCCAAUGACCUGGCUGGUCUCGACAUGUCCAACAUCGGAGCUGCAGAGCCAAAGACGAAGCCUCCGAAUCUUGCGAGUGCGGCUCACUUGUCGCCAGGUUGGGAAAAGGGUUUCAACCGGCUACUGGUCAAGCCUGACGGCAUUCUCUUCGAGGAUGGUCAGCUGCAAGUCGGCGUGCGGUCCGAGUAUCGUGGACAGAUGGCCUGUCUUAUCAUGUACUUCAUGAACAAGACCCCGACGAUCAUGAGCUCCUUCACGACCACGAUAGACCUAGACGAAAGCGAGAGGAACAAGCUGACCUGGGACAUCAAAGGCCUGCCUGAUACUACAGUCACGCAGGGAAACCAAUGCCAGCAGGUCAUCAUGUUCGAGGCGAAGAAGGUCUUCGAGAAGAGCCCAACGAUGAGGAUCAGUUAUCUCGCCGGCGCCCUGCAGGCCGUGACCCUAAAGCUGCCCGUCACGGCGCACAAGUUCAUGGAUCCCGCAGAGCUCACGGGGGAUGACUUCUUCAGGAGAUGGAAACAGAUCGGCGGUGCACCCCGAGAGGCACAAAAAGUGAUCGGGCUGAAGCCUGGCAGCCAAAACCGGGAAAUCACCGAGGGGUACGUACGGCAGGUUGUGUCGGGUUUCCGAUGGGGUAUUUUGGACGGUGUCGACCCGAAUCGCAAGAACUUUGUGGGUGCAAGCGUCUUGCACACUUCGGAGGGUGGCAAGUUUGGAUGCCUGAUGAGGCUGGAGCCAAACUACGGCUCUCAGAUGGUUCGGCUCACGAUUCGGGCCACUGACGAGAGCGUGCCGAACGUGCUGAUAAAGCUGAUGGAAGAACGCAUUGCAGUUGGUCUAUCGACAUUGCCAGAGGUAAAUGUCGGUCCCACGCCCAGUGAGAUCUCGGCAUCAUUCGCCAAUGUCCUUGUGAGAGAUUGAGCGACGGGAAACAAGAGACUUUUCUUUCUUUCUUCAGAUUUGUGGGAUAAAUACCACUCGGCUGACAAGGCCUUUUAAUUGACACGGGCUACGUGGCGCGCGCUUAAUCUGAAUAAUGAAAUUGCAGUUGAGCGCAGGGCGUUUUUGGACAGCAUCAGGAAGGCGACCUGUUUUUCUCUCUUCUUUCUUCUUCUCCCCUUCCUCUUAAACGUUUUUGUUGCUCGAGAACAGGAGAAAAAAAACAUGAAAGGGGGCGGGGGGGACGUCGCAUUGAAUCUUGUUCCCUCACGUAGCAAUCCCAUAGUCAAUUGUAGCCCAGCCCGUGUUGUGUAUAUAUUAACAAGUUGUCUGUCUGAGUCUUGC